GGCUCGGAAACGUCGACUUGCGCGCUCGGAGCAGGAUUUUUACGAAUUCUAUUUUUCCACAAAUAGGAAAAACCACCACCAGCAGCAGCAGCAGCAGAAAUGGCCCUUACCCGGAUCUACACAUCUAAGUUGGCCUGUGCCGCCAAUAAGAAUGCCCUGCCGGCGAUUGCUACCUUCGUGCGCAAUGCCUCCGACAGCACAGACCUGAAGGCUAUCUUGACGGAAAAGGUCCCGAAGGAGCAGGAGCGCAUCAAGAACUUCCGCAAGCAGCAUGGUGCCACGAAAGUCGGCGAGGUUACCGUCGAUAUGAUGUACGGUGGCAUGCGUGGCAUCAAGGGUCUGGUGUGUGAAACGUCGGUACUUGACCCCGAUGAGGGCAUCCGCUUCCGUGGUCUGUCGAUCCCCGAGUGCCAGCAGGUGCUCCCUAAGGCGCCAGGUGGCCAGGAACCGCUUCCAGAGGGUCUCUUCUGGCUGCUGAUCACCGGUGAUGUUCCGUCGAAGGCUCAGGUCGAUGCGCUGUCACGCGAGUGGGCCAACCGCGCCGCCUUGCCCUCGCACGUCGUCACCAUGCUGAACAACAUGCCGACAUCGUUGCACCCGAUGUCUCAGCUGAGCUGCGCCGUCACCGCACUGAAUCACGAGAGCAAAUUCGCCAAGGCGUACUCGGAGGGUGUGCACAAGAGCAAGUACUGGGAGUACGUGUACGAGGACAGCAUGGACCUGAUCGCCAAGUUGCCGGUGAUUGCCGCCACUAUCUAUCGCAACACGUACCGUGACGGCAAGGGCAUCGGUGCGAUUGACCCGAAGAAGGAUUGGUCGGCCAACUUCACCAAGAUGCUUGGCUACGAGGACGAGAAGUUCACCGAGCUGAUGCGCCUGUACCUGACGAUCCACAGCGACCACGAAGGCGGUAACGUGUCGGCGCACACGGUCCAUCUGGUCGGUUCGGCCCUCAGCGACCCGUACCUGUCGUUUGCUGCCGGCAUGAACGGUCUGGCAGGACCGCUGCACGGCCUGGCCAACCAGGAGGUGCUGGUGUGGCUGCAGAAGCUGCGCAAGGAGCUGGGAGACAACGCUAACGAGGAGAAGGUGAAGGAGUUCAUCUGGAAGACGCUGAAGUCGGGACAGGUCGUGCCUGGUUACGGUCAUGCCGUCCUGCGCAAGACCGAUCCGCGUUACACCUGCCAGCGCGAGUUCGCCCUCAAGCACCUGCCCAACGAUCCGCUGUUCGGACUGGUUUCGAACAUCUACAAGGUCGUGCCCCCAAUCCUGACCGAACUCGGCAAGGUGAAGAACCCGUGGCCGAACGUAGAUGCCCACUCCGGUGUGCUGCUGCAGUACUACGGUCUGAAGGAGAUGAACUACUACACCGUGCUGUUCGGUGUGUCCCGUGCCCUCGGCGUGCUGGCUUCGCUGGUGUGGGAUCGCGCCCUCGGACUGCCAAUCGAGCGCCCCAAGUCGAUGUCCACCGAUGGACUGAUCAAGGCUACCUCCAAGUAAACGAGAGGCUGCGUCAGCUCCCACUUCCCCUCCCAACACACAAAUCACACAAACCCUUAAACGCGCAUCCCUUGCACACCUGUAAGCAUAAGUUUUCAUCGAAGUGAGUAAUUUAAAGCAACAACACGCGCACCCAGAUAAACCAAUUGUGCAGUUGCACCUAGAACAAGAACUCAUCACCCCAUCCCGCUCCCACCGCCCCCUCAGCGAUCCCGUACCACCAAACUCACACAGUCGAGAGGAGAGGAGACGAUGUUAGGGCAGUCCCCAGCAAAGCCGCGAGGGAAGGGCCAGCGAGAGAGUAACGCAUUGCAACCAAAAACUACCAAACUCUGAGAUAAUAAUUGAGUAACACACAUAAAAAAAAACGACGAAUAGCUUUUAAAGUGGCACGUACCUCCUCCUCCUGCCGGAAACCGAUGUUGGUGGACGAUCAAGCGACCCAUAGCGUGGGUUCCCUCCGGAAGGGCAGCGACGGCGAUAAUGAAAGCAAAACGAAAGAUAUGAUAAUAAUAAUACUUACCUCUCUCGUAGAGAGUUUCGCAAAAAAACAAUGCAGAACACAAAAAACCUCCCGUGAGCAAUCAACUAUUGGUGCGGCGGUCCCAUUUGCGAAAGAAUCGUUUUCCCUCUUGUCCGGGCGUGAUGAUGAUGGGGGUGGUUCGGUAGGGUAGAUGAGUGGUCUACUGAGACGGCAUCCGGAGAGUAUCUAACGUACUUUAAGAUCACGAGAUGUUUCGUUGUUUUUUUUUUCUAAGUCGCCACCCCAAAAAUGAUAGUACGGUAGUGAAGCUGCAGUUACGCAAAGUCGAUUUAAUAUUUAUCUAGAAGCUAUAGCUCGUUUUGCUCGGUAGUGUUCAAUGUAGUAGCGCGGGUGGGCAAACUAAAAAGAGGUGGCACUCGCACGUGCGCAUGGCUUGUCGCGAAUGGUGUAGGUCAGGUCGAGUGUUCUUUUCGUUUCCGUCGUUCGAUUAUCAUGGAUAGUCUCUUCUUUCCAGGCCAGCUGCUGAGAAAUCGGAUUCUGUACAUUAUUUCGCUGUGAGCGCCGUUUAGCAACUUAAUUAAUGUAGGAUGGUUAUUAGUGUUUCCUCGCACCGGUUUAUCGGGCUGCGUGAGAGAACGAAAAGUUCACUCCUUCUCAGGUGAAACUGCACCAACUCGUGCGGCCGCAAACGGCUCGCUAGUCGUGUAGAUUCCAUUGGUACCAUUACUGUAGGAUAUUGACCAAUUAUUAAUAUUUAUUGCUUUUGAGAACGUAUGGUGCGUGUGGUUCAAUGUCUAACCGAAUGGAAACAACCGCGCACACCUACUCUGUGUGUUUGCGUUGGCCCUUUCUCGGUUAUUUUGAACCUUAGCGUUGCCAUGCAAUAGUUUGAUUCUGUUUCGAUUAGAAUUCUUUCUGUUUGGUGACUGAACGUCGAUAUAAUUUUCGUUGCGUUGUGUUAAAUAAAUUGAACCGAACGAUUUGAACA
Messenger RNA from Anopheles nili, 2972 nucleotides. RefSeq names its product probable citrate synthase 2, mitochondrial (gene kdn). Lineage: Eukaryota; Metazoa; Arthropoda; Insecta; Diptera; Culicidae. The record is from RefSeq and is a predicted model, not a curated record. Bases 100 to 1500 code for a protein of 466 amino acids. Gene Ontology annotation, biological process: citrate metabolic process; carbohydrate metabolic process; tricarboxylic acid cycle. The transcript has 5 exons. Gene Ontology annotation, cellular component: mitochondrial matrix.